AUGAAGCCUACUAAUAUUUUUUUAUGCUUUGCAGCUAUAAGUAUAGCUGCAAAUGCUUUUCGCUGGGAUGUUAAGCUGUUAGGACAAUUUUCAAGCUUUGACUUGAGCAAAACGAAUAUUAAUGAAGACAAAAGGGAACAUAUUGGCGAUGAAUCUGAGAAAAAAAUCAUUCUUGAGCGUCCCAUAAGGCACAGAUCGAUCUUAGAAGAUCUGCUGAAAAGUUUAAAAGUAGAAAGCGAGUCUCAUAAAAGAACUCAGGAAAAUCAUUGCUCUAAACGAAAAGACUCAAAUCAAAAUUUAAGAAUAAAGAGCAAUCUUACUCAAUUGGGAGUGGAUAAAGUAAAACAAUAUGCUGGUUAUUUAGAUACGGAUGACAACAAGAAACAUUUUUUUUUUGGUUUUUUGAAUCUAGAAACGAUCCGACGAAGGAUCCAAUAA
Messenger RNA from Priceomyces carsonii, 438 nucleotides. RefSeq lists its product as uncharacterized. The record is from RefSeq and is a predicted model, not a curated record. The transcript has a single exon. Bases 1 to 438 code for a protein of 145 amino acids. NCBI's taxonomy places the organism in Eukaryota, Fungi, Ascomycota, Pichiomycetes, Serinales, Debaryomycetaceae.